Rubroshorea leprosula is the source of this 525-nucleotide messenger RNA. The record is from the annotation of a GenBank genome assembly. Lineage: Eukaryota; Viridiplantae; Streptophyta; Magnoliopsida; Malvales; Dipterocarpaceae.
CAUUCUGUGUUCCAUCUCCAUGGAGAUACUUGCAGGCCACCUUAAUCUCUUUUUUCCAAAGCCUAAUUCAUCAAAUUACUUUGUAAAUCCAUCUACCCACUCCAUCAAUUUCUCUCUAAAUCUUCAUUCUAGGCAAGAAGAAGAUGCAUAAAACUUGGGUAAUUAAAUUGGUACUGAUGGUUGGGGGUCAUCAAGAAGUGGAAAUCAUUUAUGCUAACUUUAUUUUUUGGGCACCUUCUUCCAUUCCAACCAUAUUAGUAUCUCAGAUUUCCUUCUCCUUACCUGAUCUGAAACUUCAAUAAAACUUCUGUCUUUUUCUUUUUUGGACCAUCAAUAAAGUUUCUGUUAGUGAGGAAUUUUAUUUUCUUGGCUUCGAACUAUCAGGAAAAAUGAAGAAAGAGAACCACCAAGGAAGAAGAGGGGCAAACGGCAAAAGAUCCGUUUGGAUUUGAGUUUACUAAUUUGAGAGUUGAUUCAAAAUGGCACAAAUGAUGAAUAGAAACAAAUUAAAAAUUAUUUCCUUUU